This is a messenger RNA of Lucilia cuprina (Australian sheep blowfly), 425 nucleotides long. RefSeq lists its product as uncharacterized. The coding region runs from base 66 to 386 and encodes 106 amino acids. The transcript has 4 exons. The record is from RefSeq and is a predicted model, not a curated record. NCBI's taxonomy places the organism in Eukaryota, Metazoa, Arthropoda, Insecta, Diptera, Calliphoridae.
CUUUUCUUUAUCUUUAGAAUACAGCCUAUUCUUUUAAUUAAAAUUUAAUUAAAUUUCUAUUUAAAAUGAAGCUAUUAUUUGCUGCUCUGUUAACAUUACUCCUAAUAUCAAUUAAUUCACAAAAUUCCAAGGCUCAGAAAGAUGAUAACGAUAACAUAGAGGAUUAUGUAGAUUAUCUUCUAAAACAUAAAAAGGACAAUGACAAUAUUAUCCUUGGAAAUAAUAUUCACAACCGUGUUCAGAAUAAUGAAAAUAUAAAUAUUCAUUAUAAUGCGGAUAAACAGAAUAAUAAAGAUCAUGCUGAUAGAAAAGAAUCUCAUAAAACUGAUGAAUUAAGCCUAUGGCAAAGGUUCAAAAACUGGUUAAGUAAAAUUUUUAAUUUUUAAUUAUUAUUUGAAACAAUAAACAUUUUGUUAUAUGAUUAA